Messenger RNA from Truncatella angustata, 489 nucleotides. RefSeq lists its product as uncharacterized. The coding region runs from base 1 to 489 and encodes 162 amino acids. The record is from RefSeq and is a predicted model, not a curated record. The transcript is spliced from 3 exons. Lineage: Eukaryota; Fungi; Ascomycota; Sordariomycetes; Amphisphaeriales; Sporocadaceae.
AUGAGGUACGUGGCCUUGCUGCAGGUCCUGGCAGCCAUAUUUUCCCACAGUUCGGGAACCGAUCAUGAGCUGGUCCGACAAGAAGCCGACAACGAUACAUUCAUACAAAUAUGUCCAAACCAGUAUUAUGAGGCCAUCAAUGACACCUUAACGUGUAUGAAUAUAUCCAAUCCUGCAGAGCUAGGAGGCUAUGGUCGCAGGAAUUGUUUCUCACUGACCUACACACCAUUGAGAGUCGGUUCACCGCAGGGCAUAUCUUCCGCAAGGAUUUUUGGCAGGCCGCUGAACUGUACACUGUACAAAACUGAAAACUGUUUGCCAGAUAGCCCAGAGAAUGGCUAUAUCAUCCCCCCUACCGGCGCGUCCACGCUACCGCUCCCCACCAAGACCGAUGAUGCAUAUGCUAUGGAUGACAAGUCCCAGGCCUUCGAAUGCAGGAAUGUCGAAGAGCCCAAUGUAGUAGUUUCAAGGAGCGUUGGGCGUUUUUAA